CUGGGGAACUUCACCAUGCGGCUGGAAGAACUCAAGAGACUCCAGCACACCCUGGAACAGGUCAAUGAUGGCAAAGACUCGCUCCAAAGCCAUCAGCUCACCAUGGAUGAAGAAAAUAAUAUCCAGGAAUAUCCUAUCAACCUCCAACCCUUGGAAUCCAAAGUGAAAAUCAUCCAGCGAGCAUGGCGUGAGCACCUGCAGCGCCAGGACCCGUCCCCAUCGUCCCCGGAGCUCCGGGACAGGCGCAGCCCAUCCCCAACGUCCCCAACGUCCCCAACGUCCCCAACGUCCCCAGUGUCGCCAAGGUCACCGUCCUCGGGCAAGAUGAGCAGGUCCAUCAGCAUGAACACCUUCUCCGACAGCAGCACCCCCGAUUCCCGGGAGGAUGGCAUGGAUUUAGGCAGCGACGCCGGCAGCGGCCGCUCCGGCUCGGAAUCCAACUCCAGCAAAGCCACGCCGUGCUCGGAGGGCAAGUCCUCGCCGUCCGCCGGCAGCCUGGACCUGGCGGCGCUGGACGACUCGGAGGAGGAGGAGGAGGAGGAGGGGCGCCGGAGCGCAGGGGCGCGGCCCCCCCGGGACCCGCAGCCCCCGGCCAUGGACUGGGCGGCCCUGGAGAGGCACCUGGCCGGGCUGCAGUGCCGGGAGCAGGAGCGCAAGGCGCGGGCCGGCCCCGCCUCGGCCCAGAAGAAUGAGCGGGAGUCCAUCAGGCAGAAGUUGGCUCUGGGCAGUUUCUUCGACGAUGGCCCCGGGCUCUACACGAGCUGCAGCAAGAGUGGCAAGCCCAGCCUGUCCUCCCGGUUACAGAGCGGGAUGAACCUGCAGAUCUGCUUUGUGAAUGACAGCGGCAGCGACAAGGACAGCGACGGCGAUGACAGCAAGACAGAGACCAGCCUGGACACGCCCUUGUCACCCAUGAGCAAGCAGAGCUCGUCCUACUCGGACAGAGACACGACGGAGGAGGAGUCGGAGUCCCUGGAUGACAUGGAUUUCCUCACCAGGCAAAAGAAGCUCCAGGCUGAAGCCAAGAUGGCCUUGGCUAUGGCAAAGCCCAUGGCCAAGAUGCAGGUGGAGGUGGAAAAGCAGAACAGGAAGAAGUCGCCGGUGGCGGAUCUGCUGCCACACAUGCCUCAUAUAAGCGAAUGCCUGAUGAAGAGAAGUUUAAAACCCACUGACCUAAGGGACAUGACCAUCGGGCAGCUACAGGUGAUAGUCAAUGACCUUCACUCACAGAUAGAAAGCCUGAACGAGGAGCUGGUGCAGCUGCUGCUGAUCCGGGACGAGCUGCACACGGAGCAGGAUGCCAUGCUGGUGGACAUCGAGGACCUCACCAGGCACGCCGAGAGCCAGCAGAAGCACAUGGCAGAGAAGAUGCCAGCCAAGUGAAUCCCUCAUCCUGCCUCUGUCCUGUCCAGGGAAUUCCAGAAUCCCAGUGUUGCUCAUUGACCAUGUCCCAAGCUUUCCGUCUGGUGAUUGGCCUCUGCUUCUUAAUUUAUUUUAAUUUUUUUACUCGUGCCACUAAAUAUCAGGCAUUUUAAUAAUAAUAAUAUUAUUAUUAUUAUUACAGAAACAAAGAGAAUUGUACAGUACUUAUAACAUUAUAAAUCAUGGGCGAGAAGAGAGAGUAGCUUAACUUUAUUUUUGGUCGUUUAGAGAUUUUUUUUUUGGGGGGGGGGGGGUGGAGGUUGGAUGAUAUUUUACCAUUGACUACUUUUUUAUUCCUCACUGUAGUUUCCAAAUAAAGAACCUGUUCUUGACGGUGCUAUACAAGUCAACAACAACAGAAAAAACAAAACAAAAUCCAUGCCUGCCUGGUAGUGACGUGGUAGCUUUCGGUGAUCUGUACAUUUUUGUCAGUUCUCAGCAUUCUGGGGAACGUUGACUCCCCGCCAUUCGUUUCUAGGUGUGCAAUUAACACUCGGUGGGGUGCAGAGAGUCGGAAGUUUUCUGUAUAAAGCUGUAAAAUAAAAAUUACCACCAUUGUUUCCUA
Molecule: messenger RNA, 1987 nt
Organism: Hirundo rustica (Barn swallow)
Lineage: Eukaryota; Metazoa; Chordata; Aves; Passeriformes; Hirundinidae
Gene: SCHIP1
Product: schwannomin interacting protein 1
Exons: 12
Coding region: 16-1383 (455 amino acids)
Biological process (GO): positive regulation of hippo signaling
Cellular component (GO): plasma membrane; cell junction
Source: RefSeq, a predicted model, not a curated record